Molecule: messenger RNA, 183 nt
Organism: Podospora pseudocomata
Lineage: Eukaryota; Fungi; Ascomycota; Sordariomycetes; Sordariales; Podosporaceae
Exons: 2
Coding region: 1-183 (60 amino acids)
Source: RefSeq, a predicted model, not a curated record
AUGACAUCGGUCAGCGUCAUGAGAAUGAUGACCUCUGAUACAAGCCGAGGAUUUGAUGUUUUCGUUUUGCGUCUGAUGCCGAUUCGCUGCUGUCCUCCGACCGGUGGUGGUUUGCUAGUAACUAUGCACUUUACAAUUCCUGCGCUGUACUUCCAAAGCGGCUAUCCCGGUUCAGCAUCUUGA